Molecule: messenger RNA, 858 nt
Organism: Lagopus leucura (white-tailed ptarmigan)
Lineage: Eukaryota; Metazoa; Chordata; Aves; Galliformes; Phasianidae
Product: G patch domain-containing protein 4-like
Exons: 3
Coding region: 25-588 (187 amino acids)
Biological process (GO): regulation of ribosome biogenesis
Cellular component (GO): nucleolus
Source: RefSeq, a predicted model, not a curated record
CAAUUCUCCCCACUCCCCUUUUCCAUGCAGGCAGCCACGCUCACGGCCCAUGGGGAGGAGCCCACCAAGCAGCCAGGGGGCUCCGAGAGCAGCGAGGAGGAAGAGGAGGACAAACUGGACCGCUCUUCGGCCCGGAGGCUGACGGAUGAGGAGCUGGUGCGGGUGUGCGGGGGCCGCACGGCACACAGAGCUGCGCGGCACGGGCUGACCAUGAGCGCCAAGCUGGCGCGGCUGGAGCAGCAGGAGCGCGCCUUCCUGGCUGCCAGGCAGCGCGGCGGGGGGGGGCAGCCCACGGACCCCCAGAGCAGCCCCCCGGCAGAGCUGAGGGACAGCAGGAAGAAGAAGAAGAAGAGAAGGGAACCGUUGGUGGAUGGAACUGAUGUGGAGGAGCUGCGGAGCCAGGAGGCGAAUGGAGGAGAGGAGAGAGAGGAGAGGAGAAAGAAGAAGAAAAAGAGGAGGAAGGAGAAGGGGGAGGAGGUGGUUGAGAUGGAGGGACCUGCAGAAGACACCGGUGGGCCAGGGGAGGCUGAGCACCACCCUGAGGUGAGGAGGAAGAAGAAGAAGAAGAGGCGGAGGGAGGCAGAAUGAAUGCAGCCACCUGGUGAGGGGGGGCCCGGAACCCCCUGUGGUGCAUUGGGUGCUCAGAGGGGCCUGGGGAGCUGUGUGCCCCAUGGGAGCUGCCUGGAACCCAGCUCCCAGCUGGCCCUGAGGAGGGGACCAGUUUGCCAUCAGCCCAUGGAGGAGCGGCGUGAAGCCAGAGCAAUGUGAGGGCAGAGCAAUGUGAGGGCAGAGCCUGCGCAGCACUGCGUUCACCAAAGGUUUUUUUGUUUUCUAAUACAUUUUUAUUGCACCAAACAA